Messenger RNA from Bufo bufo (common toad), 1088 nucleotides. It is a transcript of the gene ATP6V1D, whose product is annotated as ATPase H+ transporting V1 subunit D. The transcript is spliced from 9 exons. NCBI's taxonomy places the organism in Eukaryota, Metazoa, Chordata, Amphibia, Anura, Bufonidae. Gene Ontology annotation, cellular component: proton-transporting V-type ATPase complex. The coding region runs from base 103 to 843 and encodes 246 amino acids. The record is from RefSeq and is a predicted model, not a curated record. Gene Ontology annotation, molecular function: proton-transporting ATPase activity, rotational mechanism.
GUUCCCGCCCCCUUACACACCGCAUCACGUGACCCUGCGCUAAAGCCCUGUGACUGUUCCAGUGACAACACCAGAGGCGGCUGAGGCUGUGCUGAAGACAAGAUGUCGGGCAAGGACAGGAUCGAGGUGUUCCCCUCCCGGAUGGCUCAGACCAUCAUGAAAGCUCGUUUGAAAGGCGCCCAAACAGGACGCAACCUGCUGAAGAAAAAGUCUGAUGCCUUAACCAUGCGCUUCCGACAGAUCCUCAAGAAAAUUAUAGAGACCAAGAUGCUUAUGGGGGAGGUGAUGAGGGAAGCUGCCUUCUCACUCGCUGAAGCCAAAUUCACUGCAGGAGAUUUCAGUACAACGAUUAUCCAGAAUGUGAAUAAAGCCCAAGUUAAAGUGAGAGCCAAGAAGGACAACGUGGCAGGUGUGACCUUACCUGUGUUUGAGCAUUACCAAGAAGGAGGAGAUAGUUAUGAAUUAACGGGUCUUGCGAGAGGUGGAGAACAGCUCGCUAAACUGAAGAGGAACUAUGCGAAGGCUGUGGAGCUGCUGGUAGAACUGGCCUCCUUGCAGACUUCAUUUGUCACUUUGGAUGAAGCCAUCAAAAUCACGAACCGACGUGUUAACGCCAUAGAACAUGUCAUUAUACCUAAGAUUGAGCGCACCUUGUCCUAUAUCAUUACUGAGCUCGAUGAGCGUGAAAGAGAAGAGUUCUACAGAUUGAAAAAGAUUCAAGAGAAGAAGAAAAUUAUCAAAGAAAAGGCAGAGAAGGAGCGUGCGAAGUGGGAGGACUCCAGGACCUCGGAGCCGGCCAACCUCCUGGCUGAAGAUCGAGAUGAAGACCUGCUCUUCGACUAGUCCGCUUGGAACAGAACCCACUGUAUAAUAUGAAUGACCUCAAUCCCAGGGGUUGUAACUGUAAGAACAUGCUUGGUGCCACCUUCAUACAUGGCACUGGGAGCAGCCAGGCCCUACAGUACAAUGUUAGGUAACCCAAGACCCCAUUCUCUCAGCCGUCCCUAAACCGUGGUGAAGCCUGCAUGACCGUUAAGUUAUUGUGCGUGAUUGUCCCUGCCAUGACAGUAAAAGUGCAGUCGUGUCCA